This is a messenger RNA of Trachemys scripta elegans, 1726 nucleotides long. It is a transcript of the gene FEZF1, whose product is annotated as FEZ family zinc finger 1. Gene Ontology annotation, cellular component: nucleus. Bases 309 to 1670 code for a protein of 453 amino acids. The transcript has 4 exons. The record is from RefSeq and is a predicted model, not a curated record. Lineage: Eukaryota; Metazoa; Chordata; Testudines; Emydidae.
UCUUGGAAGUUAACGAUUGGCGAGAUCUUGGCUGCGUUAUUGACACAACACUUUCUAUUGAUAGAAAUAAGCAGCGAUUGUCCUUAAGUCACUGGUGCGACAAAGUAAACUGUGAUGGGCUGGCAUGAGUCCACUGGACCGGGAAGGCUGGUUCCGCCGGCGGAGGCUCUGAUGAUGGUGGUGGCGGCGACGGUGCUGAUCUCCCUCCUUGCAGAUCAGUGACCAGAAAAAGGGGGAGAGGGAGAGAGGGGACAAAAAAGAGGCGUCUACCAAAGCAGCUCAGACCGGCGAACAAAUGCAAGCCAGCCAUGGACAAUAGUUGCCACCACACGGCGACCAAAAUCUUAGCAACUUCUCCAGCCAGAGAGAGCCUGUCUGCUCGAAGCAACAUGAUCAGCACCUCCAAACCCCUGGCUUUCUCCAUUGAGCGAAUCAUGGCCAGGACUCCAGAGCCCAAGUCCAUUCCGGUGCCGCCCUUCCUCCAAGGAUCCGUGCCCAAAGGAGACCCCAAACACUCUCUGCACCUCAACUCCUCCAUCCCCUGCAUGAUCCCCUUUGUCCCGGUGGCGUACGACCCCCUCCCCAAAGCGGGGAUGGCCGGAUCAGAGGGCAGGAAGGCUCACUUGGACUCCUCUGCCUCCCCCUUCAGCUGCGGCGAUCUAUUGAACUGUGCCCUGAGCCUAAAAGGCGAUUUCCCCCGCGACGCCCUGCCCCUGCAGCAGUACAAACUGGUGAGACCGCGAGUGGUCAAUCACUCCUCUUUCCACGCCAUGGGAGCGCUGUGCUACUUCAACCGCGGCGACGGCCCUUGUCACCCGUCGUCCAGCGUCAACAUCCACCCGGUGGCUUCUUAUUUCCUCAGCUCGCCUUUGCACCCUCAGCCCAAGGCGUACCUGGCGGAGAGAAACAAACUGGUGCUGCCGUCCGUGGAAAAGUACCCUUCCGGAGUGGCCUUUAAAGACUUAUCGCAGGCUCAGCUCCAACACUACAUGAAAGAAAGUGCCCAGAUCCUAUCGGAAAAAAUCGCGUUCAAGAGCUCGGAGUUCAGCCGGAGCUCUCCCAGCAGCAAGCCCAAAGUUUUCACGUGUGAAGUUUGUGGAAAGGUAUUUAAUGCACAUUAUAAUUUAACUCGCCACAUGCCAGUCCACACAGGAGCCAGACCCUUUGUUUGCAAAGUUUGUGGCAAGGGCUUCAGACAAGCAAGUACUCUCUGCCGGCACAAGAUCAUACAUACCCAGGAAAAGCCUCACAAGUGUAACCAGUGCGGCAAAGCGUUUAACCGAAGUUCCACUUUAAACACACACACACGAAUCCAUGCCGGCUACAAACCUUUUGUUUGUGAAUUUUGUGGCAAAGGAUUUCAUCAAAAAGGUAAUUACAAAAACCACAAACUGACCCACAGCGGCGAAAAGCAGUUUAAGUGCAAUAUCUGCAACAAGGCUUUCCAUCAGGUGUACAACCUGACCUUCCACAUGCACACCCACAACGACAAGAAGCCCUUCACCUGCCCCACCUGUGGCAAGGGCUUCUGCAGGAACUUUGAUCUCAAGAAGCACGUCCGCAAGCUGCACGACAGCGCCCUGGGACUGCCGCGAGCCCCUGCCGAGCCGGGGCCAGACCAGACGCUGCAGCCGCCGGGCCCGCUGCUGCAACAGCCGCACCAUCCGUGAGGGGAACUGCAAGCCCGGAGCUCCGCCGGUCCUAUUAGCAGGGAAAGCAACCCGGA